Molecule: messenger RNA, 8308 nt
Organism: Brassica napus (rape)
Lineage: Eukaryota; Viridiplantae; Streptophyta; Magnoliopsida; Brassicales; Brassicaceae
Product: trichohyalin
Exons: 15
Coding region: 223-8127 (2634 amino acids)
Source: RefSeq, a predicted model, not a curated record
AAUGUGCUUCCUUUUGUCACUAUUCGUUAUCUAUCUGUCUUCACACUGACUUCAAAUCAUUUUUAUACAUAUCAAGUGAUCAUAUCAUAUGUACCUAAUUACCUCUGCGAUUCAGAAUCAGUAGUCAGGGAAGGUUUCUUGCAGAGAAAAGAACUGUUUUGAAACCAUAAACCUCCAAAUCCUUGCUUCUCCCAGAUUCAAAGACUCUUUCCUGCAUGAGAUAUGGAUACUGUAGUAGUCAUCACCCAAGAACCAGUGUUUACAAAGACAAGUGUGGAAGAACCUCAUGCAGGAGUACUACUUGACCACUCAACCAUGGACGUAGACAAAGUAAACCUGAGUACGGUUCUUGCUGAGGUUGUAAAUGGUUCAGGGAAUAAAGAAACAGAAGAAUCAAAACACGAAAAAGAAGAAGUGAUGAAGACUAUUUCGGUUAGUAAGAUCGUCAAAGAGAAAGCAAGUGAGACAGAAACGGAUGAACCCAAAAACACAGACGAUGCGAACAUAAUCUUAACUGAUGUGACUUUAGAGAAGGGUAAAGAAGAUGAAACUACCCAAAAACCAGAAGAGGUAAGUGUUGAAAAUCCGGUGAUAGAAGAAGGUCAAACAGAAACCAAGAACUCAAAAGAACAAGAGAAGUACAUCUCUAAGGCCAUUGAAGAGAUACCGAUAAAGACUGAUGAAGUAACAGAAGAAAAAGAUUCAAUAACUAUUGAGACCGCUGUAAAUGGAACAGAGGCUGAGCACAAUGAAACAGUUUCAGUAGAAGAAAUCUCGAGGAACCUCGGUGAAAACAUUGUCAAAGAAACAGCUCCGGAACAAGAUGUUGAAACUACAGAAAGAGUCCUUGUUGAAGCAGAAAAAGAUGAAACUGAGACUGUAAAUACAGUUGUAAAAGACCCUGAGAUCGGUAAUAAUGAAGAAACUACAGUUCAUGACCUGAAAGAGAAUGAAGACACAGUGGAAGCAAUCAAGAACUCAGAUGAGGUGACUGGAGACAAAGAAAAGGAAGAUGACAUCAUCCACAAAGAAGAAGAGGUGCAAGAAAGUCUUACGGUUGUCGAAACGCCUACAAUAGAGAUAAAGGACACUGAAUCCAAAGCUUCAAAGGAGAAUGAGGAACAUGAACAAGUGUUGGUGAGAGACAUACCACAAGACGAUACCCUUGUACUUACAGAUGAGACUGUAAAUACUUCAACAGUACAAGAAUCUGCAAUCUUGAAGACUUUGGAGAAGAAGAGUGAUGAAACAGAUGCAGAACCGGGUCCUGACCUGAAAGAGGAAGAAGAGACCGUCACGCCAUCUGAUGAGGUGCAAGAAACUAUUAACGUAGUAAUCGAACCGCCAAAACCCUCACCAGAACAAAGAUCCAAAGGUACUGAAGAAGAUGAACAUGUUUUGGGUAGAAACAUGCCACAGGGCGAAGCUGAGUCUCUGGUGACCAAAGAAGACACAGAGCAAGAGAAAACAGACAAGUUUGAAGUUCCAGUAGAUCUUGCAUUGAAGGUAGAUAGAGAGGAGCUGAUGGAUGAGAAGAAAGAGGCAGAUCAAGCUGCUGGAGCGCAGACUAUGGAGAGAGGUCUAGCAUUGAAUGAGUCAGAGGCAGAGGAAACCCCAGUUGUAAAGCAUGCGGAUGUAGAAUCAGGUGAGCUGAUGGAGAAGCCAUCUCUUGAGUCUCCUUCUAAAGUAUCAGAGGAAACAAGAAAAACCUUAGAUGACAAGAUCAAAGAAAAACCAGAAGAGGAAGAAGAAGAAGUAGCACCACAUCAAGAAGACCAAGAGGAAGGUUGUUAUGGAUCAGAGACAGUUCCAGUACCAGAAAGUAUUGAGGUUAAAGAAAAAGCCCAAGAAGAAAGGCUUCUUGAUCUGGCUCCUUUGCAAGAUGAAGAAGUUAAAUCUGAUGAAGUUAUACAAGUUUCAUCUGGAUCACCUGAAGGAGAGACACUUGUUGAAUCCAAAAAGAUUGAAGUAAUAAAAGCCAAUGAGGAAGAAGAAGAAGAAGAAGAAGAAGAAGAAGAAGAAGACGUACCAGACAAGAUUCAUGAAUCUAUAAGCUUGAAAGAUGAUUCAGACCCAGUGGAAGCAAUCAAAAGCUCAGAUGAUGCAGAGCAAGCCUCACGUGACUUGACUGGAGACGGAGAAAAGGAAGAGGACAUCACCAUCCACAAAGCACUAGAGCUGCAAGAAAGUCUUACGGUUGUCGAAACGCCGACAAUUCAGGGUGAGGACAUUGAAUUGAAAGCUUCAAAGGAUAUUGAGGAACAUGAACAUGUGUUGGUGAGAGACAUACCACAAGAGGAGACCCUUGUUCCUAAAGCUGAGACUGUAGAUACUUCAAUAGUACAUGAGUCAUCAGAACCAAGUCUUGACCUGAAAGAGCAAGAAGAAACGGUAAAGACUGUCACACCAUCUGAUGAGGUGCAAGAAAGUGUUACGUUUAUGGAACCGCCAAAACUCUCACAAGAACAAAUAUCUAAAGAUACUGAAGAAGGUGAACAUGUUUUGGGGAGUAGCAUGCCACAGGUUGAUAUCAUUCCAUCAGAUCUUGCGGUAAAGGUAGAUAAAGAGGAGGUUAUGGAUGAGAAGAAAGAGGCAGAUGAAGUUGCUGGAGGUCAGAAUAUGGAGAGAGGUCUAGAAUUGAAUGAGUCAGAGGCAGAGCUUGUUGAUCAAAACAUAACCGAUGAAACAGAGAAAAGGUUGGUUGAGAAGCCAUAUAUUGAGUCUCCUUCAGAGGCAACAAGCAAAACCUUAGACGAGAUGAUCCAAGAAAAACCAGAAGCAGAAGUAGCACCGCAUCAAGAAGGUGAAGAGAGAGUUUCAGUACCAGAAAGUAGUGAGGUUGAAGAAAAAGCACAAGAAGAAAGGAGUCUUGAUCUGACUCCUUUGAAAGAAGAAUCAUGCUUGCCAACGGCGCAAGACGAAGAAGAAACAAAAGAGCAAAUCCACAAGCAUGAAGAAGUCGAAUCUGAUGAAGUUACACAAGUUUCAUCUGCAUCACCUGAAGGUGAGACUGAUGUUGAAGCCAAACAGAAUGAAGAAACAAAAGACAAUGAGGAAGAACAAGUAGCAGACAAGAUCCAAAGCAUUAUUGAGACUGUUGAAACAGUUGAUACCGAGCCUGUAAAAUCCAAUGAAGAUGACAUAGCAGAGAGCUUAAUCUCAGCCGGUGAAGAUAUACAGACAAAAAGCAAGGAUGGAGAGAAUGUACAAACAGAUGAGACUGGUGAAGAGAAAGCUUCAAGAACUCCUGAGACCUCUGUGAAUGAAACAGAAGAUGAGCACAAUGCUACAGUUUCAGAAGAAGGGAUCUCAAAGAUCAGUGAGAUCAUUGUGCCUGAAACAGCUUCAGAAGAAAUUAAAAACUCAGAUGAGGUGACUGGAGACAGAGAAAAGGAAGAAGACAUCAUAACCCUGAAAACAGAAGAGACGCAAGAAAGUCAGAAUCUUUUGUUACAAGAAGAGAACACCGAAUCAGAAUCUUCAAAGGAUACUAUUGAGCAUGCACAUGUGUUGGUAAGGGAUGUGCCACAGAUUGAUACUCUUGUAACUGAGGCAGAGGAUGUAAACACUUCAACUGUCCACAAGUUCGAAAAAGAGGAAAAAGAGACGGUCAUUUCAUCUGAUGAGGUGAGACCUUCUGAUCAAGUUGAUGAUGAUGUUCAGACAGAAGAAUCUGUUGAGGUUAAAUCUAAGGAGACCCAUCAAGUCGAAAGCACUGAAGAGAAGCAUGAGAAUCUUCUUGAUGUACCAUCUGGAGAUUCAGACAAACUUCAACCCGAGACAGUCCUAGUAGCCAAGACAGAAAGCCAGGAUACAACUGAAGAGAUUCCAUCAGAACUUGUGUUGAAAGAGGAGCUUAAGGAUGACAAGACGGAGGUAGAUGGAACUCAAGUUAUGGGAGAACAGAGAGACCUAGAACCGAAUGAGCCAGAGGCAGAGGAAAUUGAUCUAACCAAAACCGAUGAAAAGCUUCUUGUAGAAUCAGUUGAGAAGAUGCAGUCUUCAUCUCUUGAGCGUCCUUCUGAAGAAGAAGAAGUAACACUGCAACAAGAAGGUUCUUCUGCCUAUGGAUUAGAGAUAAAAGAAGAGGAGACACUUUCAGUAACAGAAAGUAAGGAUCAUGGAGAAGAACUAUCAAGCUUGCCAAAAGAAACAUUGUUGCAUCAAGAGCAUAUAGAGGAGUAUGAACCAACAAAUGACCAGCAGAGUCCUGUAUCUGCAUCACCUUCAGAGGAACAUGAAGGUGGUAUCAUUGUUAACGCCGUAAAGCCUGAAGAGAUAAUAGAAAAGGAGGAAGAACAAGUAGAAGAAGAAAUCCAGAGAAGUCUUGAGCCAGAGGAGCAAGAAGGUGAAACUGUUUCCGAGAAGAUAGAAGAUGAAAAAGUCAAGGAGGAAGAACCUAUUGUCCAAAUAUUAAGUGAGGAGGAUGCAAUAAAAAGCCAUGUAACUGAAGCUGAGGCAAAGAAAGGAGAUGAGGAGACCGAAGUGAGCGACACGCAACAAGGUGAGACCAUUGUAGAUGAAGCUGAGGCUGUAGAUACUUCAACAGUCCAAGAAGCUGCAGUAUUAAACACAUUGGAGACAAGGAUCAAUGAAUCAGAGGCAGUGCAUAGCCCAAUAGAAGAAGAAACACAAGUGACAAAAGAAGACACAGAACCAAGACUGGACCUGAAAGAGGAUAAGGAACAAGAGACAGUCAUUUUAUCUGAUGAGAGCCAGGGAAGAGAAGAGUCUGAUGAGGUCAAAUACAAGGAGAAGGAUGCAAAACUUCUUGAGAAGAUGCAGAUGCCAUCCCUUGAAUCUCCUUCUGAACUAUCAGAGGAAACAAGCAAAACUGUUGAUGAGAAGAUCGAAGAAAAACAAGAAGAAGAAGAAGAAGAAGUAACUCUGCAUCAAGAAAGUGAAGAGACAGUAACAGUUCCAGAAAGUAGUGAGCUUGAAGUACAAGCCAAGGAAGAAGAAGAAGAAGAAUCAUGCCCAACAAAUGAGCAAAAAAGUGAAACGAAAGAGCAAAUGAGUGAAGAAGAUAGUACUAGUGCACAUCAGACUCCUGUCGAAGAAAAAUCUGAUCAAGCUUCAGCUGCACCACUUCCACAGGAACGGGAAGCCCAAAAGAUUGACGACAUGAAAGAAAAUGAGGAAGAACAAGUAGCAGAGGCUGUUGAACCUCAUAGUUCAUUUCUAGAAGCUGAGAAGAUAGAAGAAGAAGAAAAAGUGAAGGAGACAGAACCGAUGGGGGAUACGGGAACAGAAUCCUCUAAACUGGUUGAAGAAGAGAAGCUGAAGCAAGACAAAGAGAUACUUCAAGCAGAAGAAGUUCCUUCUAGUGAAACAAUUCCACAAGUGAUGGCGGUUCAACUAAAAACAGAAGAUAAUGCAGCAACAGAAAGCCAUGAGGAAGAAGCAACGGUUGCACAGACAAGAGAUAUUGAAACUUCUUUGACUGAUAAAUUCUCUAUAGAUCAGGAGGAGAAGGAACAAGCCAACGAGGAAACCCCCAGAGAUGAGCAGGAAGGAGAAACACAAAAAAGAGAGCUUGAAGAAGAAAAUAUGGUUGAGGAGAAUGAUAAUGAGACUCUAACUGCAGAGACAAAGAAAGAAGAUGAAGACAAAACAGUGGGUUUAGAUGCUUCAUUGACAUCAGAAAAUGAAUGCACUAAGCAAGAAGAAGAGCUUGAGGAUCUUGAAACCCCAAAGGUAGAGGACAAGAGCGAGGAAGUUUCCGAGACCAUGGAAGAAAUAGAAUCUAAGGGUGAUGAGAGUCCUCCAUCCUUUAUUACAGAACUAGAAGACAAAAUUCCAAACCAAAUUAAGGAGAUUCAUGAAGAAGAAAUAAAGGAAGCUGAAGUUGUGGUUGAUCAAAUUUCAUCCUUAGUUUCAGAACAAGUUGAAGAGAUUAUUCAUGAAGAAGAAGAUGAAGAAACAAAGGAACCACACAAGAUAGAAGCUUUGAGUGGUCAGGAUCUUCCAGUUGAAGCAUCACAUGCACAUCAGACUCCAUCCACUGAACUAGUUUCAGAACUUGAUGAUGAAACUGCAAAGGAGGUUGAGGAGAUUCAUCAAGAAGAAACAAAUGCUCAUAAGUUACAACAAGAAGAAGAAAUCCUCCCUACUGAAAGUGUUCCAAGUGAAUCAUUCAGUGAAACACAAGAGGAACGGCAUGUUUCUGCAGUAACAGGAGAGAGUGUGGGAGAAACAAAACCAAAAGAAUCAGAUGAUCAGAUUGAGACUUCAACUGAAGUCACAAAGGUAGAAGAUGAGGAAGAUACAAAGGAAACUGAUACCCAAGUCGCUGAUACAGUGAAAGGACAAAGCUCAUCACAUGCUCCUGAAGAUGCAUGCCUGGAGCAGGAAGAGUUGAAGGAUCUUGGAACUCCACAACCCGGUGCAAUUAUGGAAGAUCAAGAUUCUGUAAUGAACGAAAAUAGCUCAGAUGAAUUUACUUUCUCAAAGUCAAUAGGAGAGGCAGAGAAGGGAGAUGAAAAUAGCUCAACUCUUCCAGUUGUUGGAAUCUUGAAAGAACUCCAGACUACAUUGGAGGAGAAGGAGAGAGGAACCAAUGUUUCUCAUGAGGGUGACUCAAGUGGGAAUGAUUUGAAUUCAAUCAAUGCAGAACCAGAAACCCUGGAGAAGAGUCUUGUCGUAGAGGAAACUCCAGCCUCUGAGAUAAUAGAAGCAAGCAUGUUACAAGACAGCAUAAGCAGGGAGCUUGAAGUCAAUGUAGAAGAGCAACUACAAGAAGAGACUAGAGAGACUGCAGAGUGCAAGGAAGAAACUCCAGCUGAUUUGUCACUUACACAAGUGUUACCUAGUGAGAAAAUUAUGAUUCCAUCAAAUCAAGAAGAAGGAAAGAAACAAGAAGUCGUAAAUGAUUCACCAUCAGAGAAGAUAAGCCUACAAGAAGAAGCACAUUCCAGAGACUUUGAAGUCUCUGAGAAGGAGCACAACGCAGAGGCUCAAGAAACUGUUAAAGAAGAGAUGAACGAGGUAUUAACAUCAGAGAAGAAAAUCACAGAGCCUCUUCUGAGUGUAGCUGAGAAAGAAUUAACUGAAGAAUAUGUUAAGAAGUCUCAAGCCGUAUCAGAUGAUGAUACAAAGAGCAGUAAUGAGUUGGAUUUUCCUUCUGAACAAAUACCAAAGGAUCUAAGAGAAGAGGCUGAAGAAACGUCAUUUGAAGUCAAGAAGGUACCAGAAGAUAUAAAUGAGGACACUGCUGAUGCUUUGAUCACAAGCGAAAAAGUGCAACUGCACGAUCAGUCCAAGGACUUUGGACAAGAGACACAGUCGACUGUUCUCAAAUAUGUCCAGGAAGAUCUUGAUGAUGAAAUAAAAGAUGAUGGCCAUGAUUCUCUUUUAGCACAUAAGAAAGAUUCAGACUUAAUAGAGGAGAAGAAGGAGGUUGAUUAUGUGAAGACAGAGCCGGAAGAUGCAAUCAAAUCCACAGAAGAGAAGAACAAGAUGCCUGAAAACAUUGGCCAGGAACCAACAAAAGAGAUCUAUCAAGAGGAGUGUAAGCAAACAGAUACUGUAACUGCUAUCAAGGAAGAUAUCAAAGAAGAAGAGAAGGAAACACCAGAGAAUUGUUUAAACAGUAUGAAGAACACCGAUGAUGCGACAGAGAAAACUCAACCAGAGAUUCAAGAGAUUGAGAAACUGUCUUCUGUCAGCGAAACACAAGACAAACCACCAAAGCAAGAAGAUGAAGUUCCAACCCAACAGAAAAGGGAAAUAGCUGAUGAUCUUUCAAAGAUAGAGAAUCCAAAGAUUGAAGAAGAGAAGAAGCAAAAAGAUGGAGAAGAACCAGCUAGGAAGUCACUAUCAGACCUCAUCCAAAAAGUGAAAGUAACAGACAAGACUGAAGUUGCAACAACAGAAGUUCGUAUUGACGAAGAGGCUAAGGCAGAGGGAGAAGAUGAGGAUGGAGAUGAACAUAAAGAUGAUAAAACAAGUCCAGAUUCCAUUGUGAUGGUUGAAGCUAAAGAUACAGUUAACAUCAUCAAAACUCAAAAGAAAUCACAUGGCAUUCUCUCUGGUGUUGGCUCAAAGGUCAAACAUUCAAUUUCAAAGGUGAAGAAAGCACUCACUGGAAAAUCUUCUCACACAACAAAGCCUUCAUCACCACAGUGAGAAAUUCAAAAAAAAAAAAAAAAAUAUAUAUAUAUAUAUAUAUAUAAUGGUUUCUGUAUAUUUUUCGUUUGUUGAUUGAUUUGAUUGGCUUUUGUGAAUAUUACAGAUUUGUUUGUGGGUUGUUCUUUUCAUAACUUUUUUUCCAUAUAAAUUUCAGAAUGAACAGGUAUUAUUACAUUUA